AUGAUCCUCGGACCGGUAUCACUGCUCGACUGUCUGGUCUUUGUCAUCUUCCUGACGCCGCAGCUCCUCAUCAAUGUCGGUUUCUUCCCAACGGUAGUGGUCACUCUGAAGAUGCUGCCUUUUCUCGUGUUUCAACUGCCGACGUCCCUGUUCCACGAGCGAUAUCUACUCAGCCACGAUGAGCAGUCGCCUUUUGUGCAGCGCGCGAGUUUCUUCGAAGAUUUAGUCAUACGCUGCGUGCGUUACGCCUUUGCAAACUUGCCAACCAAUAUUGGACGUGUCUUCUUUUCAAAGUACAUAUCUCUGCCGUUUCUGCGGUUUCGAAUGCUGCGGCAUGGCUAUCUCAGGCCACCUGCGACCUGGAGUGAGCACAAGGAAAAGGGCCAACACGGCUUCGAAGGGGUUUGGAUCCAAAAGGAUGCGUCACAACCGCCCGACAUUGUGGUAUACUACGCCCACGGAGGCGGUUUCGCCAUGGGCUCCGCGUACUUUUACCUCGAGUUUCUUCUGUCGUGGCACUCGUUACUCGUCCAAGCCGGCUACCGGAACCCUGCCAUAUUCUCUCUCGAGUACACCCUCGUGCCCGAUAAAAUGUACCCAAGGCAAAUGUACGAGACUUUGAGGGGCUAUAAGCAUGUCCUGAAAAAAGUUGGAGACCCUCGGAGGGUGGUCGUUGCAGGAGACUCAGCGGGAGCAACCCUGAUAUUGACGCUGUUGCUGGAGCUGGGUCACAUGAACGAGGCCCGGGCAUUCAAGGAAAAGAGUGACGAUUCCACCGCAUCUGAAGGUCGAAGUCAGGAGCAGUUGCGUCAAGCCUCAGAGUCCCCGCUUCCAGGGCUUUGCGUCUUGAUUUCGCCGUGGGCCAAGCUCAUCUCCAACAAGCAUGAAAAUACGGCCAGCGACUUUCUGGAUCGCGACACGCUAUGGAAAUACGCGGUGCAGUAUGCUGGGGCAGCGCAUGUCUACGACAAGACCGCGUCGCCUGGGCAGUGCGCCGAUCCUCGGGUGUGGGCGGAAGCUAGUCCACUUUGUGGCUUCUUCGUCACGUACGGAUCAGAAGAGGUGUUCGCACCCGACAUCAAGGACCUGAUUAACGUCUUGGUCAAAAGUACCGAGGUCGACAGUCGUAGCGAGGAUGGCGGGAUACACGCCUGGCCCGUUGUUUCGUUAUUCCUGUCAAGCACCGAAGACAAGAGACUCAAGGGUCUGCGGACACUCACGUCAGCCAUCAGAAAACACAUCCAGUAG
This is a messenger RNA of Colletotrichum costaricense, 1248 nucleotides long. RefSeq lists its product as uncharacterized. The record is from RefSeq and is a predicted model, not a curated record. Bases 1 to 1248 code for a protein of 415 amino acids. Lineage: Eukaryota; Fungi; Ascomycota; Sordariomycetes; Glomerellales; Glomerellaceae. Gene Ontology annotation, molecular function: lipase activity. The transcript is spliced from 2 exons.